This is a messenger RNA of Babesia bovis T2Bo, 707 nucleotides long. Its product is annotated as SmORF protein. The transcript has a single exon. The record is from RefSeq and is a predicted model, not a curated record. NCBI's taxonomy places the organism in Eukaryota, Apicomplexa, Aconoidasida, Piroplasmida, Babesiidae. Bases 84 to 647 code for a protein of 187 amino acids.
GGAACCAGUACUCUUCAUGGGGGGCAGGACAACAACUAUGAUUCCAACAGUUAGGAAUCUCACUUUCUACUAACUUUACUAAGAUGGUAGCCUUCAACAUGCUAUGGAAAGUCUGUCUGGUGGGGGCAUUGGGGUUCUCUGCCACUGUCACUUCUACUGAGGUAGCCCAGGAACAAUCCACGCAAGAAGGAUUGGACAAAGGAGUCUGCAGCAAGGAAAAGGAACAGGCCACUGAACUUGUAGAAGUACCGGAACCAACUAGAAUUGACACCCCCAAACAUGCUGAUAUUGUAAAUCCACCCAAGUACUCUGUUGAGUGGUAUCUGUUGCCCAAGCCCCAAAAUAGGAAAUAUCUUCGUGACAAGCUACCGUGGCAUUUGUAUAAUGCCGUACCAAAGGACUGUAAUGAUCCAAUAGAUCCUUUGGUGGAAAAAGAAAUUAGGGAGUUUUUUUCAGUGCGUUCCGUUGAAUGGUACCUGGAAUCCAAGCCCAUAAACAGAGCCGCUCUACGUUAUGCGAUACCAGCUUAUUUGGCGGAAAAGGUACCACUGGACUGUAAUGAACCGAUAUCUCCAGCAACAGAAAGACGUAUUAGGGGUUUUUUCUCCUACAGUGAGAGAAUGCAGAGGUUUUUGCGUCUAUUUUAACAUUAUAGUUCAAUUCAAAAUACAAACCUUCGCAUAGCUAAAUGGAGAUACAAUUAUCCU